Rhodotorula graminis WP1 is the source of this 3152-nucleotide messenger RNA. RefSeq lists its product as uncharacterized. The transcript has 4 exons. NCBI's taxonomy places the organism in Eukaryota, Fungi, Basidiomycota, Microbotryomycetes, Sporidiobolales, Sporidiobolaceae. Gene Ontology annotation, molecular function: zinc ion binding. The coding region runs from base 1 to 2898 and encodes 965 amino acids. The record is from RefSeq and is a predicted model, not a curated record.
AUGGACUCGCUCGGAGCUGUGCGCGAGACGAUGGCGUCCCCGUCCUGCGUCUUCAAGCUCUACUACGACGACGGGCCUUCGCCCUCGACCCGUCGGUACGGCUACCAGGGCCCCCUCGCCCUCGAGCAGGUGUACACUGGCCUCCACGAGCGCGCUGCCCAGGUCUUCCACCUUGCGCGCAACGACGUCGUCCUCUCGGUCCGCGACUCGCUCGGCAAUCCUUCCCUCACGCUCGAGUCGUUCGCCGCCUUCGUCCAGCACGUGUGCGACCCGCUCGUCCAGCACCCCGAGAAGGCCAAGAUUGACGACAAGAAGCGCGUCGUCCUCGGCUUCGUCGUCCAGAGCAAGGCGGCCCUCGAGCGCACCGAGCGUCGCAAGGCCGAGUCGCGCCAGGCCACCGCCGCCGUCGCUACCGCCACCGCCGCCGUCGCUACCGCCGCCGCCGCCGCCGCUACUGCCGCCGCGACGGCCAACAAGCGCAAGGCCGACGAGGACGCCGAGGGCCACCAGGUCUAUCUCGAGCGCUCCGCAGCGCGCCCUCCUCGCAAGACGGCCCCGCGCGCCUCGGCCGCCGCCGCCAAGACGGGCUACGCGCCCAGCUACAUCACGCUUGCCUCGUCGGCGUCCGACUCGCCCGUUGUCACGACCGAGGCGGCGUCGCAGACGGUUCGCCCCGAGUCGCCGUCGCCGUCGCCCACGUCGGCGCCUGCCCGUCAGCUCGAGCCCGCCGAGUCGUGGACCGGCGUCAAGGCGCUCCUCGGCAAGUUCGUGCGCGACCUCAACUCGCACCUCGCCGACACGUUCGGCGACGAGGCGGCGCCGUUCGAGCUGCGCGAGCGCUCGCCGACCCCGGACGUCGUCAAGGUCGAGGAGGACGUCAAGGUCGAGAAGGCGACGGUCGACGAGGUCGACAAGAAGGUCGUCCACUACAGCGUGUACUGCGACUGUUGUAUGAAGACGAUCGUCGGCUCUCGCUUCAAGUGCGCGGCAUGCACCAACUACGACCUAUGCGGCGAGUGCGUCGACGCUCGCUGCGACUUCCACCCGGCGCCGCACAACUUCCUCGAGAUCGCCCGCCCGUACGCGUCGCCGGUCCCGUCCACUCGCGGCUCCCUCAAGCGCGUGUUGGGGUUCAAGCCCGUCGUCGAGGUCAAGCCUGACGUCGUCGAGAACGAGGUCAAGCCGGUCGUCCACUCGGCGACGUGCGACGUGUGCACCCGCACGAUCGUCGGGACCCGCUUCAAGUGCCUCCAAUGCGCCGACUACGACUGCUGCGGGGCCUGCAAGACCGAGUACGUCGACGAGGUCCACCCGCACCACAACUUUGUCGCCGUCAGCGACCCGAAGGACAUCCAGCACCGGCCGCAGCCCGACUCGCGCACGGUCCACCGCAACAUUGUCUGCGAUGGGUGCAACCAGUCGCCGCUCGUCGGCGUGCGCUAUCACUGCACGCACCCGGCGUGCUCGCAAGACGGCGGCUUCGACCUGUGCUCGGCGUGCGAGUCGCUCCCGAUCCCGGUCCACCCGCACGACCACAACCUCCUCAAGAUCCGCGAGCCGCUCAACCCGUUCUCGCACGUCGGCCGCACCGUCGUCGAGCACGCGACCGAGCACGCCCAGAACCUCCUGUCCCGCGUCGAGCAGGGCGCAGAGCGCCACGGCAUCGUCGCCGCGCUUAGCUCGGGCCCGAUCGCGAGCGUCCUCGAGUCGCUCGGCAUCCACGUGCCCGUCCCGGCCGCCCCUGCGCCCGGUGCGCGCGCCAUCGCCGCCGAGUCGCCCAAGGUCAUGAGCGCCGAGCUCCUCGCCGGCCCAGGCGAGGACAAGACGCUCGUCGUCGACGUCGACGUGUCGCAGCUCUCGGCCGAGCAGCUCAAGGGCCUCCCGGCCGAGCUUCACGUCCCGGUCUCGCUGUCGAGGCAGCAGGCGGCCGAGACGGUCGAGGCUGUCGAGACCAAGCUCGGCGAGAUGCAUCUCAACGACGCUCCCGAGCCCGACUCGUCCAAGGUCGACACCGAGGGCAUCGAGUCCGACAACGACGAGUCGUCGUCGACGACGCUGCCCGUCCCGGUCGUCCAGGACGACUCGCCUCGCGCCAUCUUCGUCAGCGACAUCACGCUGCUCGACGGCUCGGUCGUCCCUGCGGGCAGCGAGUUCCACAAGGUGUGGGCCGUCCGCAACUCGGGCACGACGUCGUGGCCAGCCGGCACCCGCCUCGUCCACGUCGGCGGCUUCUCUUCCAAGGUCGCCGGCGGCGCGAGCCGCGUCAAGUCGUUCGCCGUCGCCGCCGCCGCCCCGGGCGAGGUCGUCGAGAUCCAGUGCGAGUGCAAGGCGCCCGACGACUCGGGCAGGUUCAUGGAUUUCUGGCGGCUGUCUGCACCGGACGGCGCCCGCUUCGGCGACCGUUUCUGGGUCGACGUCUCUGUCGAGGCCGAGGGCGAUGUCGCGCGCUCGUCGCGCGACGACACGGGCUCGCCCCUCGACGCCUCGGACGGCACCAUGACGGGCAGCCACCAGUCGCUGUCGUCGUCGUCGUUCGUCACGCCGAGCCUCAGUGCGGCGGGCAAGGCCGCGUCGCUCCCGCCGAGCGAAGCGCCGAGCGUCGCCUCGUCGUCAGUCGCCCACUCGCCUCGUGUCGCGCCCUCGUCGUCGGGAUUCUCGGUCCCGUCGCACCUCGCGCCGUCGUCGUUCGCCGGCAGCGAGUUUGAGUCGGUCCAGGCGGGCACGGCGUCGCGCGCCGGGAGCGAGGGCGUGUACCUGUCGGGCGACGAGGACGCGUCGUCGGACGAGGACGAGGACGAGUCGGAGGACGAGUCGAGCAGCGAGUCGGAUAGCGACCUUUCGACUUCGAGCGACGAGGACGACAGCGAGGUCGAGUUCGUCCUCGUCGACAGGGCCUGAGCGUCGUCGAGCCGGUCCUUCUCUCUCUCCCUCUCCUCCCCUCCCCUCCUCCUCCCCUCGCCGCUUAGGCUCGUCUGUGUCGUCCCUCUCUCUCUUUGUCUGCUGUAGCUUCUCUCCCUCUCUCUUCGCGCUCGUACCCCCCUUUUGUUGAGAUCCCCCUUCCUCGUUCCAGUUCCCUCUUCCCCACUCCUCCUCCUCCAGGCUCUGCCGUCUCUGCUCCCUUUCUUCGACUCGAAUGCAGUGCUUUCCCUACA